CGCUGAAGAUCCCUGACCAGCUCGACCUGGGAAAAAUCCAUCAUCCGCGGAAAGCUGUCCUGCAGCCGCGCGAGCAAGCUCCUCACCACGCCAUAUCUAUCGGUACCAGUACUUGCUGACCUGCCUGCCUGUCGAGCUGGGCACCACUUGGCUCCGCCAGCAGCGCAAAGCCGCCUCCAAGGCUAGCAGCUCGACAUACCUGCCUCUAGCUCAUGGCUGUCGCUUUGCGUAUUCAACCCAGCUGAUUUCCUCUUGCGGCGCCCCUCGAUGCGACCAGCUAGACCGGGCGAGCACUCCACCAGCUAGCCAUGGCUGCUCCCUCGGACCGCACAUAUUCCCCCCCUCUCGAGGAGUGUCUGAAGGGUGAAAAGAUCCUGCUCUCCUGGAAGGCUGUAUCUUCUUCUCUGGCCGACCCCGGCCGCCUCUCCUCGCCCGCCGUCUCGUCCUUCCUCGCCGACCAGUUCGUAGAAGGCCUCCUCAGAGACCCCGCCAAGGUCUUCGAGCCGCCCAGCGUCCAGUCCAAGGCCGAGUUCGAGACGAAAACGGCCGCUAUCAACGUCACCCCGGCCCCCAAUGAGGCCUUCGACCUCGCCCAGAUCAAAAGCGACGCCCUCUGGCUGAGCACAGGCGUCGCCCUCAACGAACCCGCAGCGCUGCGCGUCGUUGUCGCCGAGUUCCAGGCCCGCAGCGCCAGCCACCUGAGCGGGCCUCUCUCGGCCCAAGAUGUUGCAAACUUGCACGAGAUUGUCGGCCAGCAAGCCUCCCAGGGCGCCGGCCUGCUGUCGACUCUCACCGCCGCGAGCCACGCCGAUGCCGAAGCAAUCUGGACCGACUUCCAACGCGAGGAGAGCCGGCGGCAGCGCAUCCUCCAGACGUACCUGUCCGAGCGCCGGCAUUUUACUGCCGCCGCUGAGUACAAGACUGCUCGCAUGUUGGAGGGAUCUACCACUGCCGAAAGGCUGCCGGAAGCUCAGCAGCGCGAGCUUCUAGAGAAAGCCUGUCCCGCUUGGCUGAGUUAUAUGUCAGAGUGCAUAAAGCGGUUCAUAGCUGGCCCUGAGGCAAACCUACAGGAGGCGCAAUACCGCACAGACGCGCUGGCCGUAGACUGGAUCCGGACCUGCCUGACCGAAUCCGCGCAUGCUGCCGCUAUAAUGCUCCAGAUCCUAGCUGACUCGUCCAAACACACAUUUGCGCCACCAGCGCUCGUCAGCCAGUGGUUCUCCCUUGUCGCUGAGUACGCGUUCCUCGACGCACUCUCGCCGGCAGACGAAGGUGUGGCGGAGCUUGCCAUGCCUCUCAAGUGCCUUGUAUGUGCCGUGUCAAUGGCGCUGCUCAACAUUCCCAGGUCGAUGGCUUUUCUGGACCAGGAUCUGGAGCUCGGAGAGGACGAGGAGGCUUAUCUCCAGGAGGCCGACGUCCUUUUACAGAUCCACGGCGCGAUACAGGGCGCGGCGGAUAACAGCCUAGUCUCGCCGACGCCCGUCGUCUUUAUAUGGACACUACUUCUGCAUCGCAUGUACUCGGCAUACCAGGAGCGGGCCGAGAGGAGGGACCUGGCGCAAAACCAGCGUGCACAGGCUGGCUUCGAACUUGAUGGCCAUCCCCAACCUGGCCUCACCCGGCGCAACUCGGCCGGCAGUAUCAUCUCGUUGGAGGCUCGCAGCUACGACCACUUCCUGGUCACGGCCUCCAUGUCACAGGACCUACAAGUUGUCGAGGGUUUGGCCCAGGCUGCCACCGCUGGUGGCUUGGUCUAUGAUGUCCUUGCAAGCUUUGCCUCGUGCGCUGGCAGCGGGCCCGAGGCAGCAUUUGCGCGCGAGAUUGGCGCCAAGGCACGAUGCGUUUUCCUGGACCUCCUGAAGUUCACUUUCCACUUCGUGGGUUACAAGUCGGAGCCGCUGGCAUGCCUGUUCGCGAUUCUCUCCGAGGAUAACAACGAGCCAGGCCCCGGCCCCGGCCCCGGGGUCGAAUCCCCCGCCGACGUCGUCCUGCAGGACCGGGACCUGCAGGACUCGUACGUGCGCGAGGCUCUCAACCGAUAUCCCUACGAGUACACACCCUUUACAAACAUGUGCAAGCUCCUGGCUGCCCGUGCAGGCGACGAGGAGUCGUCGGGCAUGGUGACGGAGCAUCUUCUUAAGACGCCGACGUUGACUUUUAUUCUGCCCGAGGAUUUCCAGGAAUAUCAGCUAGUUCAGGAGGAGGAGAAUGCCAACGCGAUCCAGAUAAUGGAGGACAUUCCGCUUUUCGAGUCGGGGUCGUCCUUGUGGAGGCGACGACCCGACGACCACGAACCCUUCUGUCUUGCCGCUGGCUCGUACGGGCGCUUCAUCACAGACAGCGGCAGGCUUGUGAUGUUCGACUUCGAGCACUCUGCGCUGGCGCUGAUGGGGAAGCGGCUCGAGGUGUAUCUGUCUCAGCAAGCUCACAGGUCAAUUCUCCAACCACUCGGCGCGGACGAGGUGGCCGAGACCGUCUCCCUCCUCACUGCUCUGGUCCGCCGCGAGACGAAGAUGCAGGGCCCGCAAGCCGGUAUAUCCAUCCUCCAAGAGACGAGCAAGGCUGUGUCCCGGACCAGGGACGUCAUCGCCAUCGUAUGCGGCAUUCUUGAUGGCGCCAUUCAGAACGACUCGGCCAGCAGCGAAGCCGCGUCCUCGAUCACAGUCCUCUACGAGUGCGUGCGCUUCGUGCACACUGUCAUGCCCCUGUGCCCUGGCCGCGUCUGGUCGUAUAUGGCUAGGUGCGAGCUGCUGAACACCGAGGCCCACGCCGGCAGGCUGUCCCGCAUCACCGGCAACGCCGAGCUGAGCGCGGACCGCUUUCUCUUCCUCGACUCCACCAUCCGCCUGCUGUCGGAUCUGGUAGACAGCGCCAUGGAGAGCUCGGUUCGCCGCAAGGUUGUCAUCGCCAAACCAGGUGCUCUGCAGCAUACGGGAAGCGACGGCAGUCUCGGCAGCCUCUGGGUCGGCAUCUCAGACAAAAUCCUGGCCCAGGUGGCGCUCUCUACCGCGCAGACGGCCAUGGACAUGUUUGAAAACUCGUCGGCCUGGAGAUACACGUCGGGCCUCCACCACAGCACCAUUGUUGGCCAGCUCGCCCAAGUGCUAAACAAGCUGGUGGUGUUCACUUACAGCAUCGACGACUCGAACCAGCGCCUGACCGAGUGCCUUGCCCCGGCGGCGGGAUACGUCGUUGACUGUUUCCUGUCGUCGUCUUCGGCCGGCCUGAAAUUCCACCCCCUGCUGUUAACGCUGCUGGCGGCCCUGGAGAUGCCCGAAUCGUCCGGGCUCUACCCACGGGCGGCGGAGACCCUCUCGUCCCGGCUUGCAGCCGUCCUGGAGCUGGGGACGUCGCUCGUCAAGGCCGCCACUUCACUCAACAAACCGACAACAGUUCUAGAGCUGCAGCUCUUUAAGGCAAGCUCUCUCCUCGCACGGCUAUGUGCCGUCAGCGAGCGCUUCCGAGCUCCGGCGCUCGGCCUUCUGGAGGCCGUUGUGACGAGCGCCGAGGGCGUGGUGGAUAGCGAGCCUCCAUCACUUCUCGGUUACCUGGGUCCCCAGAUCUCCAAGUCGUUCCUCAAGCUGCUCUCGCGGCUGGACCGCCCGUUCGACCGUCCCGGCGAGACGACACGACUGUGGAAGCUGCUCUCGACCAUAGUACGCAGCAGGCAGCGCUGGCUGGCGAGCUGCCUGCUGACGGGGAGCGUCCCGCGCGACGCCUUCAGUGCUGACAGCAAGACAGGUAAGACGUCGCGGGUACGCAAGGACUCGGUGCUCGCUGCGGCGCGAGACAGGCUGCAGGAUAUAUCAUCAAUACCCAGCGAGGAGGCGCUUGCGGUGCUCGAGUUCUUCACAGCGGCACAAAACCAUUGGCCCUGGGCCAUCUUCGCCAUGCUCAAGGACAGCGCUCACGUCGACCAGCUCCGCAAGUACGUGCGCGAGCUGAAGUCGUCGACGGCCAUAGCCAAGACGAGCCCGGGCGAGGCGGCGAACCAGGCUAGGAUAGCGGCAUACAUUGCCGAAACGUUUGCGAUGCAACUGUACCACCUACGGCAGACGGGUCAGGGGAGCUCGUUUGCACAGCAGCUGUUGCAGGACCUGGACUACUUCCUGCGGGACGGCAUCCAGGUUUCGGGGUACAACACGUCCCUCCACGUCAACUUUGCCAAAAACUUUGCAACCCGCUACAACAAGAUCCCACCCAGCGCCUUCAAGCGCACGCCUUUUGCGCCGCGGGAGCUGGGCAAGCAGUACUACUACGCCCUCGACCUUGCCCAGCAGAUGCUCGAUUUUGACGCGGGCUGGGUUGGCCCGCGAGACAGCGGCUUCAGGAGUGAGAUGGAGAUGGUCAACCUCAACCUCUCGCUGGUCGAUGGCCAGAUAGCUCUCUUCCAUGCUUGGGAGUUUCUUCUCCUGGAGCUCAGCGUGUGCCUCCUGCCCAAGAACAAGAACAUGGCUGUUUUGAUGACGCAGGUGGCAGGGCAGUGCUUGUCGGCGAGUCACAGCCCGAAGGGUCCGGAGCAGAUUUUCAUCAGUCUCAGCAAGGCUCAGGCAAAUCUGGCCCUGACUCUGGUCCAGCGGCUAGCGGACGCGUCGGAGCUUAGCAAAGAGGCACCGCAGCUGCUUGGGACGCUAUGGACGACGCUGAAUGGGGUUGAUGACCCCUUCGGAGCCAGUCAAGUCGAACACUACCGGACACUGCUGAAGACGCUCUACGUGAUCCUUCGCGGCUGUCGCCGGGCGGAGGCGUCAGUGGCGGUGACGCAGAACGUGCUCGGGAUCCUGGACCGGGUCGUGGGCCAAGGGUUUCGCACGCUCGUGGCGCUGAUCCACGAGCCCGACACAACGGUGGCGUCGGACGACGUGGCGCUCAUAACGGCUAUCCUGCAGGCGUGCCUGGCUGUGCCCGGCGUGGACGAGUGUAGCACACAGGUGCUGAACCUGAUGGCGUCGCACGACGUACUCCAUGUCGCCAUGUCGCUGUUCUCGUGGUCGGACCGGCUGGCGGACGGUGGUGACCCUGUCUAUGGCGAGCUGAGUCUCCUCUUCCUGCUCGAGCUGUCGGCCGUGCCGGCCGUGGCGGAGCAGCUGGCGUUGGACGGGCUACUCGGCCACGUGACGUCGGCCAGGGUGGCCAACCUGAUGAGGCGGCCCAACGUGUCGCCCUUUGCCAGCGCCGUGGGCGCGCAGCGCUGCUACAGCAUCUGGGCCAAGGCGGUGCUCCCGCUCAUGAUCAACAUCCUGGGCGCGCUCGGCGCCACCAUCGCGCCCGAGGUGGCGUUUGUGCUGAACUGGUUCUCGGGCCUGCUCGAGUCGAGCGUGCGGCGGUUCGAGUCGCCCGGCGCCAGCCGGACGGCGAGUCGGGACGGCCCGCGCCACAUCACGCUGCUCGCCGUGUCCGAAGUGCACUCGCUCGCCCUGCUGACGCGGGUCCUGGACGCGCUGCGGCUCAGCAACAACCGCGACAUCCCCGAGGUGCCCUGGGACGCGGCGUCGCUCCUGGAGCACGUCGAGUUCCUGCUCACGCGCCCGAAUCUCCUGCGCGAGCGCCUGCUGCCGCUGGGCAACCGGGAGAUCGAGUGGCGGGCCACCAAGGCCGCGGGCGGCGACGGCGCCGAGAGCCGGCUCGAAGAGAAAGUGGUUUCGCUCUUGGACUCUGUCAAGACGAUACUGAGCGACGAUGUGGAGUAAAGUGACGACGACCGCAGACAGGGGGUUUUCUUUCUGCAUCAUUUGCCUCGAUAUGACAUGAACAAUGAACCCCAUCGCGAGCCCCAUGUUGGUUUAGUUUUGUCGUUCCCUUGAUCGCCCCCCACCACCACUAUAGCCUCCCCUUUUCUUUCUCGUUGACCCUUUUCAUGGCGGGUUGGAGUUUUGCGACUUGGAGAAAAGCAAGGAUGGGUGCAGAUAGAAGAUGGAUGAUGUUUUGGUAUACCCAAGUGCAGAUAGUCCGUCAUCCGUCGGAAAGCUUUUUUUUAAUACCCAGGAGCCAUCCGAUUUCCACCAAGGCGAGAGCCCAACAUCACUGCCCGCCAGGUCCGUGGAUCCAUAUUUAUGCCUGCCUUGUGUCGGAUUAAUAUGGGUUCAGUCAUCUAUUAUCCCUUUUGUUUUUCAUGUAAAGUACCAAAGUGGAAAAAAUCCAAUGGAAAAGAGACAUGGAAACGUCAACAUGAGAGAGUUGUUACAGAGUGGG
This is a messenger RNA of Gaeumannomyces tritici R3-111a-1, 6192 nucleotides long. RefSeq lists its product as hypothetical. The coding region runs from base 309 to 5690 and encodes 1793 amino acids. The transcript is spliced from 3 exons. The record is from RefSeq and is a predicted model, not a curated record. Gene Ontology annotation, cellular component: nuclear pore inner ring. Gene Ontology annotation, molecular function: structural constituent of nuclear pore. Gene Ontology annotation, biological process: RNA export from nucleus; protein import into nucleus. NCBI's taxonomy places the organism in Eukaryota, Fungi, Ascomycota, Sordariomycetes, Magnaporthales, Magnaporthaceae.